Messenger RNA from Eleginops maclovinus (Patagonian blennie), 4496 nucleotides. It is a transcript of the gene znf711, whose product is annotated as zinc finger protein 711. Gene Ontology annotation, molecular function: DNA binding; metal ion binding. Gene Ontology annotation, biological process: positive regulation of transcription by RNA polymerase II. The record is from RefSeq and is a predicted model, not a curated record. The coding region runs from base 278 to 2860 and encodes 860 amino acids. NCBI's taxonomy places the organism in Eukaryota, Metazoa, Chordata, Actinopteri, Perciformes, Eleginopidae. Gene Ontology annotation, cellular component: nucleus. The transcript is spliced from 8 exons.
CCGCCCUCCCUCUGCUUGUCAGGAAGAAAGCUGAUUGGCCGAGGCCUAGCAAAGGGUGCCCGGGGAUCCAAAACUGCAGGCCGCACUUAGCUUACCGUCAAAAAUAAACCAAAACAAUAACAGACAAAACUGAGAAGGUGGAGAAACACCGAUAGAGUCAGAAGACGACGCUAUCAGGGAUUGAUUAACUUGAUGGAAGGAAGCACAUCAAUAACCCUGUUGGUUGUAUUCUAAGGGGUUUGUCAUCAAAUGUGAAGGCUUUUCCCCAAGUAAAGACAUGGAUCAAGGAGGAGGAGUGUUGGAGCUACACACUCAGGAGCUUAAGAUGCCCCACGCUAUGAUCAUGCAAGACUUUGUUGCAGGCAUGGGGGGUCUGGCUCACAUCGACGGGGAGCAUAUUGUGGUGUCUGUGCCUGAGGGUAUGCUUCUUUCUGAUGUGAUGACGGACGAGGGCAUCCUCCUGGAGCAUGAGCUUGAGGUUCAUGGCCUCGAAACCGAGGUGGUGGAAGAACUUGAGACAGAAGUGGUGGAGAGCUUACAUGCAGAUGUUGACUGCUUGGAGGCAGAAGUGGUUGAAGGGCUACAGACACAUGUGGUAGAGCUGGAGGCUCAGGUUGUCGAGGGCCUUGAUGGCGAAGUGGAAGUGGAGGGUCUGGAGGCGCAUGUGGUGGAGGGCCUGGAAACUGAGGUUGAUGUCGAAGACCUGGGCGCUCACGUCGUCGAGGGCCUUGAGGAAGAAGUGGAGGUGGAGGGUUUGGAAGCGGAUGUUGUUGACAGUCUGGAGGUAGAUGUGGAGAGUCUGCAUUCUCAAGGAGUAGAGGCCCAUGAAAUUAGCAAUGAAGACAUGGUGACCUCAGAACACAGUGUGAUCAUGCCUGACAAUAUUCUGGGCACAGAGGUUGCAAUAGAGGAAGAUCUGGACCCCCAUCAUCACCACCACCACCACCACCACCACCACCAUCACCAUGUCCUAACAGCAGACCUCAUCCAGGACUCAAACCACCACCACGAUGACAUGCCAGACCAGGUGUUUGUGGCGGAGCUGCUGUCUGAGCACCAGGACAACACGCUGGACCACCAGCUCGUGUCAGAAGGCUUGAUGGUGACAGAAGCCAACUCGGAGACCAUAAUCCACCAACAGAUGCCAGCGGAGUCGGUCUCCCUGCAGACAGACGAGGAUGAUGAUGCCAGAAGCAGCUCUGAGGAUUACCUCAUGAUCUCCUUAGACGAGGUGGGAGAGAAGCUGGACAUAGGAGACACUCCCCUGGAGAUCAGCACUGAGGUAAUGGAAGACAAGGACUGUAAAGAGGACGGCUCCGAGGUCAUUAAAGUCUACAUUUUCAAAGCUGAAGCAGAUGAUGACUUAGGUGGAACAGAGGUAAUAACAGAGGAUGAUUACCAGAACGGCCAUCCUGACCUGGAAGCUGCAUCGUCAGGCAGACUGGGAGUUGGCCGUGACAAGAUGGUCUACAUGGCGGUCAAGAACCACCUGAAAGAAGAAGAUGAUGAUGAGGAUGACAGUGACGAGGAUGACGAUGAUGACAUCAGUAACACCAUCGAUCAGGUGAAGAAUGGAGCGGCUACACCAUUUCUGCAAAUCCGAGAGGGACUCGGGGCCAACCGGGUCCUCAAACCCAAAACUAAGAAAAAGAAGAAAGGAGACAUUCGGCAGAGUCAAACUGCUGUUAUCAUAGGGCCGGAUGGGUUGCCCUUGACCGUCUACCCCUGUCACUUAUGUGGAAAGAAGUUUCGCUCAAGAGGGUUCCUCAAAUGCCACAUGAAAAACCACCCGGACCACCUGCUCAAGAAGAAGUACCAGUGUACGGACUGCGACUUCACCACCAACAAGAAGAUCAGUUUCCACAACCACCUCGAGAGCCACAAGCUGCUGAGUCACAACGAGCGCUCUCCAGAAUACAGCGAAUACGCGCGGCGCUACCACGAGUCCAGUCCUCUGGGCUCUGACAAGCUCAUCGUGAAGGACCGGGAGCCCAAACUGCAUCACUGCAAGUACUGCGAUUAUGAGACCGCUGAACAGGGUCUUCUCAACCGUCACCUGCUGGCUGUGCACAGUAAGAACUUUGCACACGUGUGCGUUGAGUGCGCCAAGGGCUUCCGCCACCCGUCAGAGCUGAAGAAACACAUGCGGACCCACACGGGCGAGAAGCCCUACCACUGCCCGCACUGCGAGUUCCGCUGUGCAGAUCAGUCCAACCUAAAGACUCACAUCAAGAGCAAGCAUGGCGCCGAUCUGCCUUUCAAGUGCAGCCACUGUCCCCAAGCAUACGCCGACGCACGGGAACUCCAGCGCCACAUAGAGAUGGUGCAAGGUCACAAGACCCACCAGUGCCCACACUGUGAGCACAAGAGCACCAACUCCAGUGACCUGAAACGACACAUUAUCUCCGUGCACACCAAGGACUUCCCCCAUCAGUGUGACGUGUGCGAGAAAGGCUUUCACAGGCCCUCGGAGUUGAAGAAGCACGCGGAAACACACAAGGGCAACAAGGUGCACCAGUGCCGGCAUUGUAACUUCAACGCGCCGGACACCUUCACUUUGAGCCGCCACAUCCUGUCCUUGCACACGAAGGACCUCCCCUUCAAGUGCAAGCGCUGCCGGCGAGGCUUCCGGCAGCCGGCGGAGCUGAAGAAACACAUGAAGACACACAGUGGUAGAAAGGUUUAUCAGUGCCAGUAUUGUGAGUAUAACAGUACGGACGCUUCCGGCUUCAAGCGCCACGUUAUCUCCAUUCACACCAAGGACUACCCACACCGCUGCGACUACUGCACCAAGGGUUUUAGGAGGCCUUCGGAGAAGAGCCAGCACAUAGCCAGGCACCACAAAGACAUGUUGAUGUAAUGUCAUCGCACACACACACAAACACACUCCUCCUCCUCGUCCUCCCCCAGUAAAUCUGUGUCACACACCCAGAGGUAAUUUUAGUGUAUUAACAAUAAAUUGACAGAUGUAUGCUGUUGAUGAAGACGACAACAUCAUCAUCGCCGUUCUGUGUUCUGUGUUGUAAUGGGUGUAACCCUCCUCCCCCAGGGGUAAUGCAAGAACACAUUUUAGAUGGGAGGGGGGGAGUGUAAAAAAAAAAAAGAAAAGACAAUGUGUACACUGAGUGGGACAGCUGUAAAUUGUGUUUCGUUUUGUUGCAGAAAAAUCACAUAUGAACAUAUAUUCAGGGUCUCAAAUGUCUAUAUUUUUAUACCCCACUCAGCGGAAAUGCUGCAAGAUGAUGACUGUGUCCUGUAAAUCAGAAAGUGGUGCUUAGUGAACGUCAUGCCAGUUCUUCAGAGGAUGUGGAAUGUGUACCGGAGAAGUUUACCUCCAUAGUACCAACUAGCAUCUCCUUAUUAACCAGCUUUCACCCAGACAUCUGUGUUCAAUGCCCGUCACGUCUUGAGGGCAGGGCCACUCAUAAGUUCCUAGAUAGUUUUGAGUGAUGUUCACACACAUGACGCAACUUGAGAAGAUAGUUCAUCAACAUUUGAACUUCUAUCGGAUUGGAUUUCCCUCCCAAACUCUUGGAGUUCCACUAAAUUAAUCAUUUAUGAUAUAGGCUGUAUUCUAUUAAAUAUGUCUUAAAAGCUGAAUCAGAGAUUUUCUGGUCUGAUCAGCGGUGUCUAACACGGAGGAGGAACAGUGCCGCUGGUAUGUUAGUAGAAUAUCCCUUUAGUUUACGCGACACAUUUCCCAUAGUUCACAGGUGUAUUUAUAUGGACUUGGCAGAUGGUUGGCUUCACGUUCGGUAACCUUUGACCUGAUGACAUCUGACGGCCAUUGUAAGCUGCAUAUGAGCGAUGUUACCUGAGGCACUGGCGUGCUCUCAGCUAGCAUCGACUGCAAUGCUGCCUUACAUCGGUCUCCCCCUAAGCACUGAUGAACACAGCGAAUCAGAAAGGAAGUGAUUUUUAACUCUCAAACAUACUGCAUCAAACCAUUCUCUCCGAGAUUGUGUGUUUGAGUCAGUAGAAAGCACUUUAAUAAGUUUUUUUUUUGUAUUUUAAUUACGUGUAUACAUAUAUAUAGAUAUUUAAAUAUAUCUAUAUAUAUAUAAAACUUAGAUAAUAAACAAUUACAGAGGUUUGUGAGUUGGUAAAAGAAAAGUUUGUUUUGAGUGUUAUCGCUAGCAAGUGGGCACAAUCCAUUACUGUAUCCAAACGGAAUUUUAUUGAAAGUGGUGGGUUAACCAUUUAUUGUUUUGUUCUAUGGAUAAGUGAUCUGGUUUUGUGUUUUGUUUGUGGUCACUAACACGUUUCCCCGAUCCUCGUCAUUAUACACCCCAAAUCCCAAACAUGGGAGUAUUCCCCUGAAGUCAGUGAUCAUAUUGGCAUUAGUUCUUAAAGUACACAUGCUGUCUCCAUGAAAGUAAUUGUGGUAUAUAUUAAAAAUCCCCACAUUUUGUGUACCUUUAGUCUAUAUUUUCUUUCAGUCUGAUUGUGGAUAAACUACUGGUGGGGAAGAACCAAAAUAAACAAUUAUCUUUUUA